Messenger RNA from Fomitiporia mediterranea MF3/22, 825 nucleotides. RefSeq lists its product as uncharacterized. NCBI's taxonomy places the organism in Eukaryota, Fungi, Basidiomycota, Agaricomycetes, Hymenochaetales, Hymenochaetaceae. Gene Ontology annotation, cellular component: cytoplasm. The record is from RefSeq and is a predicted model, not a curated record. The transcript is spliced from 7 exons. Gene Ontology annotation, biological process: protein arginylation. Gene Ontology annotation, molecular function: arginyl-tRNA--protein transferase activity. The annotation marks the transcript as partial.
AGAUGGAACCGAUACGUGCUAGAAGGCGUUGGUGAUACGGAAGAUGUGGAUGUUGAAAUGACUGAUAGUCUAGGCAAAUCAUCGAAGAAACCACCGCCAUUCUCCCUCGUAGAUACUAUCCACUCCUCUGAACAUGCAUUCACUAGACCAGACUCUGCUCCCAAACAUAAAUUUGAGAUUACACUAGAACCUGCAUCGUAUACAGACGAGAAGUUCGAGUUAUAUCGUCACUAUCAGCGAAACAUACACAAAGAAGAGUAUAAGGAACACAGGCCGUCCGGUUUUAGGCGGUUUCUUGUCGACUCGCCUCUUCAGGCUUCUCCGAUCGCAUAUGAAAGGGACCCUCCGGACCAUCUACCCAAGACUUACGGCUCAUAUCACCAACUCUACCGCUUGGAUGGGGAGCUUAUCGCCAUAGGCGUCCUUGAUAUCCUACCCUCAUGCAUCUCCAGCGUAUAUUUGAUGUACAAUAACAAAUGGGAAAAGUUCUCUCUCGGUAAGGUCAGUGCUCUGCGAGAGGCAGCACUUGCAAGAGAAAUGUAUGAAUGCGGAGCGAAAGAUGUAAAAUAUCUUUACAUGGGUUAUUAUAUUCACUCGUGUCAGAAGAUGAGGUACAAGGGCGAGUAUUCGCCAUCGUUCUUACUAGAUCCAGAAGAAUAUUCCUGGUAUCCUUUGAAAGACUGUACCUCACUUCUCGAUAGUCAUCGAUACGCAUGCUUCUCGCAUCCCGAACAUUCCGUGAAAGAUCCUGGUAUUCCUCCGGAAUGUGAGUUCAGCAUAUUUGUUAACUUCACUCUAUAUUUUACUAAAACCGCUUCAUCUUAG